AUUUUAUUGUGUUUAUACUGCAUUGGUGACUGGACCGCAAUGCAUUGCUACCAUUUCAGGAGGCUCAUUAGUCGUGUGUUGGGUGUGUAGUAGGCUAUCACGUGCUCCUGAGCUGUAGCAUCUUUUAACGUCACUCUUUGCAUUGGUCCUCAGAUGAGUACUCCUUUCCGAAUCCCCAAGCUAAAACAGCCGUCAGAGAAAGUCUAUUCGCAUUCCCCCUUGGGACGGAUCAAUGACGCCGAUGAACCGAGGAAGUCCACUUGGACAUCCUCGACCUCAGGCCAGCCCAGUAGAUUCAGCCGGGAUUCAGCUGGACAGAAUGGACACGCUGGGAAGCCAAAGGAUCCAAUGAACGGCAGGGCAGACAGAUGGCGACCUAGGCGAGCUUCAGACACUCUGUGCCCUGGCAGCAGUCGUCCACGUGUAGUGGGAAAUGGAUUGCUGGGGAAGAGGAAGGCGACGGAUUCCGAUUCCGAAGAGUUCACGUGGAGCACGACUCCACUGAAGCAGCCGAGACCAAAAUCGCUAAGCAGAGAAAAGGAGCAAAGCGAGCACCCGACGCAAGGAAGCAACAAAAGCCCAGUUGCAGAGAAUGGCUCACACCACAGCAAGAACGGAGAGAUCCGAGGGAAGCCGCCUACCCCAGAAGCCCCUCUGAAUGGCACUACGCUCCCAUCUAGGCAGAGCCCUGAGGCCCAGGUUGUGCCCGAAACCCCAGAGAAGGUCCUCUCCGAACGCUCCCAGGCCAGCCAAGCAGGAGGGAACGCGUCGACUUCCUCCUCCUCCUCCUCCUCCUCCUCCUCAUCGACGGGAGACCAGGCGAAGAAGACAGAGUCGGCCCCGGUGAAAGGCUUUGACCCAAAAGUUCUUUCAAGUUCUUUCAAUGACCUUCUCGCCAAAAGACUGGACAGGUGCAACAGGAAUCGUCGUGUCUACACCAACACCAGGAAAUCGAAACCAAAACAGAAGACCCCAAUAGAGCCCAUCGUGCUUUCCAGCGAUGAUGAGAAAGGGGACGAGGAUGGCGGCGACACAGAUCCUCAAAACCGGACUGAACAGGUUGCGUCAGGAAAGAGCUCUGCCAGACCGUCAGAGGUGCCAUCCGUAGUGGAGCUGCCAUUCACCGAGCUGCACAUGGGCACCCUGAAGGCCCUGAGCAACGGCAGCCUCGUGAUCACACAUGAAGGCCUGGGUAUUCCACUGAAAGGUAAGGGUGACGACGAGGUGACUGUGACGGUGGUAGCCUCAGAGCUCCAGCACUAUGGGGUGUGGGAUGGCGGCCUGGCCCAGGACGGCACCCUAUUCCCCAGCUCAACCCGGGUGGCACCCUCCCUCCUAUUCCUGGAGGUCUCGGUGCCCCAGGCGCGGCUCAUGCAGACCGAGAUGAUGGAGAUUCUCAGCAUCCCCAGGCCAGGUCAGGCCAGCCCGUUCCUGUUGCUGGUUCUCAGCGAGCACCUGGAGGAUCUGCAGGCCGGCCUGCUGGCGUCCGUGAUGGACCUCAUAGGCCUCCGCAGCGGGCAGCCGGGCCUGGCCACCCCCCUGGGCUGGGCAGAGGGCCUGGAGCUCCUGCAUUACAGGGGCCGGGAGGAGCACCUCUUGGCUCUGCUGGGCCAGGGCACCGAUAGCACCUCCCUGGACGACGAGAGUGCAGAGAGCCCAUCAGGGAGGACGAGCAGCAGCAGCCAGUCCUCCUCCUCCCAAUCCCGGGCCAAGGCCUCCAGCAGCAGUGCAUCCAAGAGCUGGAAGACCAGCAGCCCAGGCAGCAGCAACCAAGCCCUCCCUCGCAGGCUAAUUCAAUACCCCCCGCCGCCCAGUAAAGGAGGAAUCGUGGUGACCACAGAAGAUCUGGAGUGCCUGAAAUCGGGGGAGUUUCUCAAUGAUGUUAUCAUUGAUUUCUAUCUCAAGUAUCUACUCCAGGAGAAGGCCAGCCAUGAGAUGAGGGAGCGCUCCCAUGUCUUCAGCAGCUUCUUCUAUAAGCAGCUCACGCGCAAAGACGCAUCUGAGGAUGCCAGCGAAGGCUCAGUUGAAUACAGGAGGCAUCAGAAAGUUCGGACAUGGACUAGGCAUGUGGAUAUAUUCGACAAGGACUACAUCUUUGUGCCAGUGAAUCAAGAAGCUCAUUGGUACCUGGUGGUCAUCUGUUUCCCGGGCCUGGAGAAGCCCCAGAUUGUAAAGUGGGGAGGCUCAGUUGGGAAGGGGAGUGCUGGGAAGAAGGAGACAUGCGAAGCCCAGGCUUCAGUCCAAGACCCUAGUGAACCAUCCACGUCCUCCAACCUGAGAUCGCAGAACUUCAGCUUCCCGGACUGUACACAGAAAAAUUGCACAAAGGAAUUGGUGUGUAAAAGGCCGUGCAUCCUGGUUAUGGACUCCCUAAAGCUCUCCCUCCAUGAACGCGCCUACAAGCUCUUGAGAGACUACCUGCAGGUGGAGUGGGAGGUGCGCAGGGGCACCCCGCGGCGAUUUACCAUCGACACCAUAAAGGGCUCCAACUGUAAAGUGCCCCUACAGGACAACAGCAGCGACUGCGGCCUCUACCUGCUGCAGUAUGUGGAGGCCUUUCUUCAGAACCCUGUGGUCCACUUCGAGCUCCCUCUGCGGCUCGAGCGCUGGUUUCCACGGCAACACGUGCGGCAGAAACGCGAGCAGAUCCGAGAACUAGUCCUAGAUCUCUACAAGGAGCAUGGACCCAUAAGCUGAGAAGAGGAAGGAGGAAAUGGAGGAGAGAGGAGGAGGACAGGAGAGCUGCUCGUGAAGUGUUAAAGAGUUGCCUGACAAACUGGCAGUAGCAAGAGGAGUGAAGAUCCUGGCUGCAGCCAGAGAGGGCAACGUGCUCUAGUCUACACCAAGUCUGUCCAUUCCCCAGUGGCCUUGAGGGAUUCUUAAAGCGACUCCUCGUCAGCUCUGGAAAUAAGCUCAUUUCACCUCUCCCCUUGAGUGAAAUGAUUGCGCUUUAUGCUUCUCCUGCUCUCCCAGUCGUUCUCUGCGUACGGUGGCAUCACUUCGUUCCAAACUAGCAUCUAUUACAUAUAUACGUAUAUAUAAGCUGCUCCCGUACGAUUCGAUUUCAUAUGCUGGCUUGUAGGUAGAAUGUCCAUCACCAGACUCUGAGAACGACUGAAAGAACAGAAGAAAGGUAAGGUUCAAUCAUUUUACACAAGGGGGGGUGGAUGCAAAAUUAGCUUAUUUCCAUAAAUGGUGGAAUGUCGCUUUAAGGAGCUGGCUGCAGCAAAGCACCAAGUCCAAGUCCGUCCAUUCCCCGCCCAGUGGCCUUGCUUAGUUCUUAUUGGAUGUUUUUGUGUACAUAGUUUUUUAUGAGUUCCUGUGUUCCUUUCCCUUAAGUUAUAACGUUCCUUUGUAUUAAUUGAAGAAUGAAUAAGAGCGAAUGCUGCAUUGCUCCAUUAUUUAUGAAAAAUGCUUAAUUCACACACUACUACUUGAAUAAGAUGUUUUAGUUUUUACUAUUGUUAUGACGCCCUUAAUGUGAAAGCUAAAGGGAAAAAAUAAAAGCAUUAUUUUUGUUAUAA
Messenger RNA from Engraulis encrasicolus (European anchovy), 3524 nucleotides. It is a transcript of the gene senp7b, whose product is annotated as SUMO specific peptidase 7b. The record is from RefSeq and is a predicted model, not a curated record. Lineage: Eukaryota; Metazoa; Chordata; Actinopteri; Clupeiformes; Engraulidae. The transcript has 20 exons. Gene Ontology annotation, molecular function: SUMO-specific endopeptidase activity. Gene Ontology annotation, biological process: proteolysis; protein desumoylation. Bases 154 to 2697 code for a protein of 847 amino acids. Gene Ontology annotation, cellular component: nucleus; cytoplasm.